CGCAACGUGGAGAGCGGCCGCCAUUUUGGACUGAGUGCCGUUGUUUGGUCGGCCUUCCCUCAGGUUCAGAUGGAGAACGCGUCGGUUCUCGCGUGAGCCUCGGGGCGGCCUGAGGAGCCGUUGGGCCCUUCCUGAGGAGAUGCUUCAUGCUGCCCGUAGGCCGAGAUACUUUGACAAUCGGGAUGUAUCAGCAACCGAAUCAUCUUCUAAAAGGGUGAAACCAUCUGAGGAGCCAUAUGGUAAAUCCUACGAAGGUCUGCAAAUACUUCAUGAGGAAAUACAUGUUAAAAAAACACAUAGUGGGUUUAUUCCAUUGUCCCUGUAUGAUGAUGAGGCACAAGAAGAAAAAGAAACUACAGACAUCCUAUUUAACAAGACAUUUUCUGGUAACAAAACAGUGUCAUCAAAGCAUUUGGAGUCAAUGAAGAAUACUGAGGUUUCUGGAAAUAAAUAUGGUCUUUCUAACAAUACUAGUGCAAUUCAUAACGGAGAAAACAUUGGUUUCAGUGGAAAACAUAAGAACAAAGGAGAGACUGAACUGUAUAGCACAAGCACAGCAUUUAUUGGACCCAUUUAUAAAAAUGAAGAUGGUCGUCAACAUGAUAAAAAGAAAAAGCAUACUGAUAGCAACUGCCAAAAAGUAUCAGGAGCUUUGAGCAAUGGACAUUAUAAUAAAGAAAUGACACCAAAAUAUGUUCACUCCUGUGAUGCACCAAAAAUAGAAGAUGAGUUGUCCCAAUUCUAUAGUGAAAUUGAUCAGCUUGAAAGCAAUGACAAUUGCUUAGACAGUCAUGUACAGGCAACAGUAACAAACUUAAAUGAACAACCAGCAGAAUGUAAUAAAUCUAUCCAGGUUGUUUGUGCCAGCUCUCGAGAAUGGUCCUGUAGGACAUCACCGAAUUGGGGUGAUGGUCAGUGUUUUUAUAAAGAGCCAAGUACUUAUGCAACAGGCAAUGAACCAUAUCCUUACUAUAACCACAUUAGUAGCAGAAAUAGCAGUGGACAGUGUUGUAAUAAUGAACGAGAUGUAUGUGAAACAGAACCAUUAUGUAAUAAGCAAGAAAGUUCUAUAUUCUGGAAUGAUUCUGUGCCUCACUUUAAGCCUAGUUGGCAACCAACAGCUCCAUUUAUAGUACCUUGUGGUCCUUCACCACCUCAGUUUGCCACUCAGUUCAAUUUGCAGGAAACAAGUUCUUCACCAUUUCAUUCACAUAUUUUCCAUUCCUCGAAUGUGGGACCAUUAAAAAACACCCAUAUUACCAUGAGCAGUUCAACACCUGAUCAAAGUAAUGAGUUUGUGAAUCGUUUUGGUACUCAUAAUAUGCAGACUGCCAGAAAUGGAUAUAAUAUGUCUGAUGGACACGUGGUUAAUGGUUUCUGUGAAACCCAAGGAAGUUGGAAAGACUUUAAAAUGUGCCAGAAUGAAGGAUCCAGUAUUGUUUCUCAGCAGAUUCCUGAGACUAAAUUCUGUGAAUCACAGAAGCUACUCUUCAUUUUAAGAGGUCUUCCAGGCUCAGGGAAGACAACAUUGUCCCAUAUUCUUCUUCGUAAGAGCCGGGAUGGCAUUGUAUUCAGUACCGAUGAUUACUUUCGUCAGAACAAUGGAUGCUGGUCAUAUAAUAUUGCUUUGCUUGGUAAUGCUCAUGACUGGAACCAGAAGAGAGCGAAAGAAGCAAUGGACCAUGGAAGAUCUCCAAUUAUAAUAGACAACACAAAUACACAAGCUUGGGAAAUGAAGCCUUAUGUGGAAGCGGCUCUAGAAAAGGGCUACAGAGUUGAAUUCCAUGAACCAGACACAUGGUGGAAAUUUAACCCUGAGGAAUUAGAAAAGAGGAACGAACAUGGGGUCAGUCGUGAGAAGAUUGUCCAAAUGUUGGAAAGAUAUGAAUAUCAAAUGUCAAUACCCAUUGUAAUGAAUUCAGUGUUACCUUUUCACAAAACUUCACAAAGGCCACCACCACAAAGAAGACAGAGGGAAUUGGACAUAAAGAAGAAUGACAAGUUGCACAAGAUGAAACAGAGGAGGAAACAAAAGAGAAACCAAAAAAUGAAAGGUGCUGCUAUAAAAUCAAUGGGAGAAAAAUCAAAUAGACAAUUAACUUCAAGUGAUGAAGACUCAUCACAGAGUGGAUAUGAAGAUUCAGAAGGCAGCAGAAAACCAGCAUUUGUGUCUGAACAUUCAAAUGAGUCCAAAGAGGGUGGUGAAAAUGGUUCAGCCAAUAAUGAUGUAAAACUUUCUAUGUUGAAAAAAGAAAGCAUCCUUCUUUCCAGUUUCGAGCAUCCAUUGACUUCAGGCAAUUCACCAGAUCCAGAUGUUCUUGCAGGAAACAGCAGUUUGCCUGUAGCGAGUUUACCAGCUGUUCUAAAAGAACACAUAAUUGGACAGUCACUUGGUGAUCAUGUGUCAAAUAGAACCCAAAGUUCAAUCUCUGAAGAAAGCAGGAGCAACAUGCCAGAGUAUAACCAUCCAAGCUGUUCUCUAAAAUUGGACCAUAAUGGUACAGAUAAUAGUAUUGGCUUAACCAAUAUGAAAGGCAAAGAUGGACCUACUAAUAGUGUUGUUGGACUGACCCUUGAAAGUAAGCAGUUCAGUGACAAGGAGGAAGCAACCAUUCUUCAUCACUAUAAUGCAUCACAGAGGAAUGAGACAAAUACUUUCUUUUCCUUUGACAUGGUUGCCAAAAAACCAAAUGCAAACUCUGAUAAAAGUGAAUUUAGCAGGAAUUGGCUUGAGGAUACAUCUAAAAUCAUAUAUGAUCAAAGACCAAAAAAAGUGAGGAAGCCUAAGAAGUCUUUUUCAGAAACUACAGCAGAGCUACUUGAUCAUGGAUCUAGUAAAGAAUUUACGGAAAACAAAAAUGAUGAAGUGUUAGAUGGAAAUAGCAUUACUGGUGGUCCUGUACCAUCACUGUUAAGUAAGAACACAUGGGAAAUGCCAUGCACCAUAAUAGAUUAUUUUGCCAUUGGAUCUGGAACUAAUGGUAGUGGUACUAGUGAUGUAACCACAUUAACCUCACCAAACAAAAAAGGAAGAAGCAAAAGAAUCUUCAAAUUGGCCCCCAAAUUUGAUGUACCCAGGCAGAUUCCUAUUAGAAAGGAAGAGAAAAUGGUAAAGGAGGUAGAUGUACUGUUGAAAGAAGAAAUUUCAAAUGAAGACACUGGAGAAAAUAGCAAACAAAGCCUAGGCCCUCCAUCUUCUGACUCUGUAGUAGAUGUUUCUCAAUUUAAUGUGGAAUAUCUUAGUUGUAAUAAUUCCAAAGAACUUGUGAAGCAAUCUGUGGACUCACCAGCAAAUGCUGCUCCAGUUCAGAUGUGUCCUCUUUCUUUUGAAGCUUUAUUGCCUUCUGAACAAUCGAUGAUAGAAGCUAACACUGAGAAAGAGGGUGACAAAGUACUUCCAGAAGUUUCAACCACUCAGCCAGAUAUUUUGUAUUCGGUUAAAGACCUUUCUGAGUGCCUUACAAGAUCAUCUGCUGAAACACUAGAAAACACACAACUUCACGAAACAGGAUUAACAGUUGCUUCCCAGAUCAAGGAUAAUCAAGACCCAUUAAGUGCUGAAUCCAGUUUCUUGGGGCUUCCUUUAUCACUAGCAUUUGCAGCUCAACUAGUAGAACUUUUUGGUUCUCCUGGAGUUUCAUUGGGGACCUUAUUACCAGAUGAUUAUGUAGUUCCUCUUGAGUGGGAAACCUCAAAAGAGAUCUAUUUACAGUGGAAGAUGUCUGUAGAGAAGAAACAGAAGAAUAAUAUAUUAAAAGAAGAAGGUUCCUUGACAGAUGCAGGUGACCUAGAAGAGUCAAAUAAAGAUGGAGAGAGAGACAACUCUUCUGAAGAUAACCAAAAGAUCUCAUUGCCAGAAACAUUGUUUUGACGAAAUCCGCUUAGAUACCAAGUUCAAGCAGCAGUGGUGAUCUAUUCUGAAUUUUCAUCUAAAAAUAAACAUCAACUGCUUUGAGCAGAAAGGAUUGUUCGCUUUUUCUUCAUCAUGGAUGGACUCCAGUUAACAUCCUGCUGUAAUCAUUAAAAACGAUGAGGAAAACAUAAAA
Messenger RNA from Anolis sagrei ordinatus, 4046 nucleotides. Its product is annotated as NEDD4-binding protein 2-like 2. Gene Ontology annotation, molecular function: transcription corepressor activity. Gene Ontology annotation, cellular component: nucleus. The record is from RefSeq and is a predicted model, not a curated record. NCBI's taxonomy places the organism in Eukaryota, Metazoa, Chordata, Lepidosauria, Squamata, Anolidae. Gene Ontology annotation, biological process: negative regulation of transcription by RNA polymerase II.